Molecule: messenger RNA, 1968 nt
Organism: Nematostella vectensis (starlet sea anemone)
Lineage: Eukaryota; Metazoa; Cnidaria; Anthozoa; Actiniaria; Edwardsiidae
Exons: 7
Coding region: 90-1430 (446 amino acids)
Source: RefSeq, a predicted model, not a curated record
UCAGCUGCGAGCUUAACCAAACUUUAACACAUUCUUCAUCACACAUCAGAUCAGUUUUCCCUGUCAGAGGAAGGUUUCCAAGAGUCAGAAUGCCGGCGGCCAGAAGAGCAGUUCUGCCAGUUCUGAGACUUCUUAUCUGUCUGCUUUUUCAGCUUGCAUCGUUGAGAAGCGCAGUGACAAAAGCAAUGCCAAAGCCUAUCGGUUUGUACAACUUCUCCUGGCCAUACGGAUUCGAGGAUAGGACUGGUAUCGGGCUUCCUAUGGACCCGGCUUUUAUCUCCAAGGCUUACGGACCUUACGGAGACAGAGAUGGUGCCUCUCUUUUUAUUUAUACACCCAUCCAAUUACCUGGAAGUGAUCAAAUAGACACAAGGUAUUCCAUUACUGCGCUUAUCUGGAUACGCCAGGAAACUGCAGGCCCAAUUUUUCAAUACGACAAUAACAGUCUUAAGGGGGUACACUUCUGGUUUCGCACACCGACCGAACUAUACCUGCAGAUACCAGAACGUGGCACAGCAAAAACAUACGGUGCCUCUACAUACAGCAACCUCACUACCAACACCUGGCACCAUGUGGGGUUCACAUAUGACUACUCCACUGGCCUGCAAAGGCUCUACGUUAAUGGUACUAAAGUUGCAGAGAAGAAUAUCGGUACUCAUGAAAUUGCUACUAAUUACGAGCUUCGCUUCGGGAAAAACUACGGAGUAAGAUUACUCCCUGGUGGCACAUAUGGGAUAAAAGCCCGCAUGUACUGUUUCCAGUUAUAUGACCAGGCUCUCAGCCCUGACCAAGUGAACGCAGCCAGGGACAUGUGCAUCAGAAAAGAACUUUUCAGACAGUGCUUCAAUUAUAAAAUAUUGAAGAGUUUUCUGGAGGCAAAGAGUCACAACUGGUACUACUUCAAGGGCAAAAAGGCAAAGAAAAUUCGGUCCAGCUGCCCAUUGAAGGCAGAUUGCCAAGUCUGGAUCAACGGGACACACCCUUCAAGGGCACAAGGGACAGUAGAACACGAGCUGUGCUUUCGUGGGGCGAGUGGCUGCUGUGAACACAAGGCGAGGGUGGAGGUACGACAAUGCUAUGGCUAUAACGUCUACAAGUUCAUGGGUCUUCCACCUCGAGAUGCAUAUCCCCAGAUAUGCCUCGAAACAGAUUCAGACAUGUUUGCGCCAGACAAGAUUUUCGAGCAAAGGCCCGGUUACCGUCUCACCAGUCACGUGAUCCACACCGAAACCGAUGUCCCCUCCUCUCAUGAGUGCAUGGGCUACUGUCUGGUGGAUGACAAACGAUGCAAGUCCGUGAACUACAGCGCGCGAGAGAACAGAACAUGCCAACUGAACAACGCAACGGCCACGGAGUUUGACGGACACCUGUCAAUCCAACAGACAGGCUGGGAGUACUACCAGCCGUCAGACUUUAUUACCGUUGUGUAAAUAGGAUGGUGAAUCGCUGGCAGUUCCCUUGUCCCAGGCCUUCCUAUCGGGUUUCUUACGGUCAUCCUGUGAGUAAGAGCUUUGACGUCACAGGAAAUCACGUGGGCGAGCCUGCCCCAGACCCAAAGCUGCUUCACGGGUUUUUUUUUUUUAAAGAAAGGGGACCCGGUAAGAGAGCCUGGGACUAGCCUGCGCGGGUGUUAUCUUUUGGCAUCAUUGAUACAUGCGGUGCAGUGAACUUAAUUACAUUUUUGUAGUGUUUUCAUUUAUGCACGGAAAGAUAUGUCAGUUGUAUCAAUAUUAUCAAACUUUAAACAAACUAUUAGUAAUCACACUAAUGUGUAGCUUUCAGAGUCUAAAUCAGUGGUAAACCUUUUAUUAUAUAAUCAUAUUAUAUAAUAUGAUGAACUAUCGUAGGCCUUGGAUAAGAAAUGUGCACACAAAGAGGCAACUGUGUAAAACUUUAAUAUACUUACAUUCAUUGUAACCUAGAUUGUAUUGUGUAUUGGAGCCAGUAAAGAUCCCACGGUACCUCCCA